Messenger RNA from Neogale vison (American mink), 1391 nucleotides. RefSeq names its product proline rich membrane anchor 1 (gene PRIMA1). Lineage: Eukaryota; Metazoa; Chordata; Mammalia; Carnivora; Mustelidae. The record is from RefSeq and is a predicted model, not a curated record. Bases 82 to 543 code for a protein of 153 amino acids. The transcript has 5 exons.
CCGUGUGAGGGCAAAUGGGGUGCGCACGGGGGUGCCCAUGUUGCAGUUUCGCCCCCGAGAGCCCUGGUGCCGCGGGCCGAGAUGCUCCUCCGGGACUUGGUGCUGCGCCGGGGCUGCUGCUGGUCCUCACUGCUGCUGCACUGCGCGCUCCACCCGCUCUGGGGCUUCGUGCAGGUGACUCACGGGGAGCCCCAGAAGUCCUGCUCCAAGGUGACCGACACCUGCCAACACAUCUGCCAGUGCCGGCCCCCUCCCUUGCUGCCGCCACCACCCCCGCCCCCACCGCCUCCCCGACUCCUCUCCGCCCCAGCCCCCAACUCUACCUCGUGCCCCGCGGAGGAAAGCUGGUGGUCGGGGCUGGCCAUCGUCGUCGCGGUAUGUUGCGCUUCCCUGGUGUUUCUCACCGUGCUCGUCAUCAUUUGCUACAAAGCCAUCAAAAGGAAACCACUGAGAAAAGAGGAGAAUGGCACCGGUGUUGCUGAGUAUCCCAUGACCUCCUCGCAGAGCAGCAAAGGGGUGGACGUGAACAGCGCCGUGGUGUGAGUCUGCAGACCCGGACCCGCUGGCCAGAGGGGCACACUGGUGGCGCUGGGAAAGCGAGUGAACCCGAGCUGACGCUGAGCUUGUCCAGGAAUUCCAAAGGAGACACCAUCCUCUUCAGCCUUGACUCCGGUUACCUCACGAGCAAGACACCGGGCUGAGCCAGGAUCCCCUGUACGCAGCUCCUGGGGACAGCCCCACACCCCAGGCCCCGCAUAUCUCCUCUCUGUCUUGUCUUUGAUUUCCUGUCUCCCGGCCGCGCUCUGACAAAGGCAGGGAGAGUCUGUCUGUCUGUCUGUCUGUGCUGGGCCACGGAGGCAUCCUGCUUUGGCCAAGAGAAAGGUGAUCUGGGGCCACUCCCCUGCCAGAAAACCCGUCCUCCUCCCCAGCAAGCCCGUGCACUUCUCCAUUCACCGUACGUCCCGACAGAAGCCAUCGGCAGAGCCACGAGACGUCCCCUUCCAAAGGUGCUUCCCACACAUCUGUCUGUCGCCGCAUCUGCCACUCUCUUCAGUCUUCAGGGCCUGCCUCCUUCCUCCCCUUCGCACCCACAUCCAGGGCCCCUGGCUUGGGACCCCUGCCCCCCUGCCGCGGAGGGCUGUGAGCCCGGCCAGCAGAGGCCCCUCCUGGCAGCAGACAGAGGAGCUCUCUUAGUGUCUGACCUUUCAGGGGCAAAGCAGCUCACUGGGCACCAGGCCAAGGAGCCAGGAAGGACGGAGGCCCCUCGGCCCGUCCUCAGACUCAUCCCGCAGCUGAGCCUCGCAGCACCUGCCGCGUGUGAGCCAGGCCCCGCCCUCAUCCGGCGGAGGCCGCCACUGUGCCAAGCCCCCGUGGGCACCCCGGGCUAGGCU